CACAAAUAUGCAUUCCCACCCUCCACAUGUAUACAAAUACUCAGCAGUGUGAGAAGCACCUUGCUAUAAAUAAUUCUGCAUGAAACAUGAAGUCCAGACUAAAUGCAGAUGCAGAGCAGAAAGUAGGACACAAUGAUGGACUUGUGAGGGUAAUUUUUUCCAGCAGCUUCUAAACGAAUGAUUGAUUGUUACAGGAUGUUCGCUUUGAUCAGUGUGUCAGAAUAUAUCUGUUGAUGGUCAAAUGCUAGUUAAAAACAUUAAUAAUCUCUUUUUUUUCAUGCAACAGUCUGCUGUUGUUGACUAAAUGUCCACCUGUUGAAAUAUCACUGAAUAUCUUUGUAUUCACACAGCCUCCACCGAUUAAAGUAUUUGCAUGUGCUGCUACUUGGAUGCACACACAAUGUUGGUUGAACAUGGUGAUCAUAACAAUCAUGGUAUGUUCACAAUGCAAAUCAGAUGUAAAAGUCUGGGAAUGCUUUGCCUACUGAACAUAACAGCCUCACUCUGAAUGUAAACAGGAGAAAUGUAUAUUUUCAUGUUGGCAGCUAUGAGGGAAGUGACAGAAGUACAAAUCCAGCUGUGACUCAGAGAGGGGAUCAUAUCAACAUCAGUGUGACUACAGAAAACUCCAGAGUGAGGGUAGAAGUCUUUUCUUUCUCUUAUUAGAGGACACAUUUGUGCAAAGAGUCUAAAGUAAAGAUGCUGUGGAGUCUGUUGUUCAUCACUUUGAUUGGAAGAUCAACUCAACAGGAUCCAGUUACAUCAUCAGGAUGUAGUCCAGGCUGGGAAACUAUCAAACUGGAUGACAAAGUGGCAUUUCAGUCUUCAGACGCCACAAAUUAUUAUGGUGUCAAAUACACUGCUGACAGAGCUUUGGAUGGAAACUAUUUGACAUGUUCUGAAAAUUUAAAUGAUCACAUCAGCUGGUGGACAGUUGACUUAUUGGGUCUAUAUGAAAUUUCCUGCAUCACUAUUUACAACAUAAAUCAAUCAAAUAUUGAUCUAAGUGGUGCUCGGAUCCUCAUCGGGAACUCAUCUGAGAGAAAUGCUGCUGACACCACUGAGUGUGCAACAAUCAACACAAAGACUAGUAGAGAAAAUAAUACAUUUAACUGUGAAAAUGAACCAAAGUGGGGGCGUUAUGUAACUGUGUACAAAGACACACCAGGGUUUGUAAUUCUGUGUGAGGUGACGAUGAAAGGCAGAAAAAAAGAGCCAUUUAAACUGAUUAAAGAGAACAAGACAUGGGAAGACGCCCUGUACCACUGCAGAGAGGAACACAUGGAUCUGGUUUCCAUCCUUGAUAAAGAGACCCAGGGCUGGGUUGGGUUGGAGGCUCAGAAGGCUGACACUCCCUUUGUCUGGCUGGGCCUUCAAUACAUCUGUGGCUUCGGCUUCUGGAUCUGGGUCAACGAUCAGUGUGUAUUUUUUGAUCAGUGGGCUCCAGAUGAGACAAGAACAGCAGACUGUAGCACGAGGGCUGCCAUGAAUAAAGGUGGGAACCAUCUGUGGUACAAGAAGUCUGUUUAUGAUAAAUAUAAUUUCAUCUGUGCAGUGUAAGAAGAUCCAUGGAUUUGUUUUGUUUAUUCAGUUAGACAGGUGUCAGUAGUGGCUUGUUGGGUUGUAGAAAAUUUUCCUCUGAUAAAUCAACGGUGAUGGGUUCAGGCUCAGUGUAGCAGGAAGAUAAACAGUGGUGAAAUUAAGGAGAACUUUUCUAUUAAUAUUCAGAAAUAUGUUAUUAUUAUAUAUUACUUUUGAUUGUAUUUCAUGAUACAUUGAUAUGAUGAUUAUAUGACACUU
This is a messenger RNA of Oreochromis niloticus (Nile tilapia), 1800 nucleotides long. RefSeq lists its product as uncharacterized. Lineage: Eukaryota; Metazoa; Chordata; Actinopteri; Cichliformes; Cichlidae. The record is from RefSeq and is a predicted model, not a curated record. The coding region runs from base 700 to 1560 and encodes 286 amino acids. The transcript has 5 exons.